Auxenochlorella protothecoides is the source of this 1662-nucleotide messenger RNA. Its product is annotated as U-box domain-containing protein 4. The record is from RefSeq and is a predicted model, not a curated record. Bases 1 to 1662 code for a protein of 553 amino acids. Gene Ontology annotation, molecular function: ubiquitin protein ligase activity; serine-type endopeptidase activity. Gene Ontology annotation, biological process: protein ubiquitination. Gene Ontology annotation, cellular component: membrane. Lineage: Eukaryota; Viridiplantae; Chlorophyta; Trebouxiophyceae; Chlorellales; Chlorellaceae. The transcript is spliced from 8 exons.
AUGCCUCAAGCCCCUGCCAAGAUCGACAUGCGGGCAAAGGUGGAGGCCUCUGCCCCGCAGCACUUCUUCUGCCCCAUUGCCAUGCACAUCAUGCGGGACCCCGUCGUCCUUUCCACCGGCCAGACGUACGACCAUCCCAGCAUCGAGCGCUGGCUGUCGGAGGGCCACACCAAGUGCCCCAUCACAGGGGUCGAGCUGCCGACGCCUGUGAGCAUGGCCCCCAACCUGGUGCUGCGCCAGAGCAUCGAGGAGUGGGCCGCGCGCCGGGCGCCCUGGCUCUUGCUCUCCAUCGCCGGGUCGCACGGGUCGCUGCGCUCGCUGGCCGGCCCAGGCCCCGACCCGGCCCUGCUUUCCUCCUACUCCGCCGCCCCGCCAGCCUCUGACCCGUACGCCAGCGCGCAGAGCCAGGGCGGCGGCGUGGCGCUGAUCCCCAUGCCCGCGCCGCGCGAGCCCAGCGCACCCUUCUUCGACCCGCUGCCGGCACGGCGGCACGGCCCGCUGGGCCGCGCCGUGGUCACCUGCCAGGUGGUGCUGCUGGUGUCGGUGUGGAUCACGCUCUACAUCCUCUCCGUCUGGCAGGCGGGCUGGAGCCUGGCUGACCUGGCGGUCAACCCCUGGGCGGGGGCCAACCCUCGCGCCCUGCUGGCAGUCGGCGCGCAGUCUCACGGCUACGUGGCCUCGCGUGGCCAGGGCUGGCGCGUUCUCACCUCCCCCUUUGUGCCGGCGGGCAUCAUCCAGCUGGUGCCAAACGUCAUGCUGCUCUCCACCUUUGUGCGGUACCUGGACCGGACGCUGCCGCUGCCCCCCGUAACCAUCCCCGCCAUCUUCCUGGUGGGGUCCUGGUGCGGGGCGGUGACGGAUGCCAACCUGAACGUCUACUACGUGUCCAGCGGCGCCUCGGCCGGGGUCGCUGCCCUGCUUGCCGCCAUGUGGGUGGAGCAGUCGGUCAACUUCUCGCGCUACCAGCUGCACGCCGUCUCCUACCUAGUCCUAUUCAUCGUGACGGGCGUGCUGGGCACACUGAGCGUCCUCCCCAUGCAGAGCUUCUGGUACCUUGCGGCGGCUUUUGCGGCGGGGGCGACGCUCUCCGGCGUCAUCCUGGGCCUCCAGACGGUGGGCAUGGGUUUGGUGAUGUCCAAGCACAACAGCUCCUGGCUCCGCGUCGUGGCCAUUGCCCUUGCCGCGGCCCUGCUGGUGGGCGGCGCGGUGGCGGGCGCGCUGGGCGUGGGUCUGGACACCAGCGUGGGGACCACCUGCGGGGAGGCCUGCGUGAAGCUGUCCUGCGCCCCCCUCCAGUGGUGGACCUGCGCCCCCAGCCCCACCUACUGGUACAACGGCUGCGGCUUUGGCCAGAGCAGCGCCGGCGAGGGCUUCAUCCAGUGCCCCACUGGCCUGCAAAUCUCGCUGGCCGACGAGGAUGUGGAUGUGGAAGGGCUGAGCAGCGUGCAGGCAGGGUCCUUGUGCUCCUCCCUGUGCUCCGCCUCGGACGGCAGUGCCUCCCCCUCGCCGUCCUCGCCCACCAGCACGACCCUGGCGGGUGAGGGGGUGGCCAGCCCGCCGCCGCCCCCACCUGCCACCGGAUCCACCGGGACGACGCCGGGGGGGUCCCUGCAGACCACCUCGGUCUCGCCCGCCCAUGCCGCCAGCCCCGUCCUGGUGUGA